Messenger RNA from Plodia interpunctella (Indianmeal moth), 3067 nucleotides. RefSeq names its product aromatic-L-amino-acid decarboxylase-like. The record is from RefSeq and is a predicted model, not a curated record. NCBI's taxonomy places the organism in Eukaryota, Metazoa, Arthropoda, Insecta, Lepidoptera, Pyralidae. Gene Ontology annotation, biological process: catecholamine metabolic process; amino acid metabolic process. The transcript has 5 exons. The coding region runs from base 595 to 2097 and encodes 500 amino acids. Gene Ontology annotation, cellular component: cytoplasm. Gene Ontology annotation, molecular function: aromatic-L-amino-acid decarboxylase activity; pyridoxal phosphate binding.
AUUUCCUUCGCUUUCUUACCGUUUUAUAAAUUGAUAUGAUGAUUUUAGUGUUACAUUUUUAGAAGCAUUAUUAGUGGGCUCCGACACUUAAUGGCUGAGGAAGAAACCGGAAAUGUGCUCAGAUGAGAGAGAGAAGCAAUAUUAACUGUAUAUAUUUUUUGUUGGGAAUAUAUAGUACUUAUCUCAUCCUUUCCUAAUAAAAUUAUUUCGAUUUUCUUUAUCAAAAUAUCUACGGAAAUAUUAUUUCAGUAUGCUACUUCAGCUCGCUGUUUCCACGUGACCCAAACUGAAGCGCAUUCCCUCUCUUUAUACGUUUAUAUUAAAAAGGGGAGGAAUAGUUGACAAUUAUAACUAUAAAGAUAUAAAUAAUCUACGUAUAACCGUGGGAUAAUUUAACUAUUUAUGAUAAGUCAACAGCGGCCGUGUGAAUCCAAGUCGGUAGAAAGCCGAUCUGAGCGACCAACUAUAAAUCCACCACUCGUGUGAUCAUGCCUUCAUUGCUCCACUGAACGGCAUCACUGCAGUGUCUUUGUGUCUGUCUGUUUGAUUUAUCAUACAUUAAACUUUAGUUGACAUAGUGGUGUUGUGUGUACAAUGGAUUCUCAGCAGUUUCGUGAAUUCGGAAAGGCAGCUAUUGACCUGGUGGCCGACUAUUUGGAUAAUAUUAGAAAACUAGAUGUUUUGCCUUCAGUGGAGCCUGGAUAUCUGCUGAAAGCCCUCCCAGAAGAUGCACCAGAAGAGCCUGAGGAUUGGCAAGACGUAUUGAAAGAUUUUAGCACAAAUAUCGUACCUGGCGUAACACACUGGCAUUCUCCAAGAUUCCAUGCGUUUUAUCCCACUGGAUCAUCAUACCCAAGUCUGGUGGGUAAUAUCCUCAGCGAUGGCCUGGGAGUUAUUGGUUUCAGUUGGAUGUCCAGUCCAGCGUGUACGGAAUUGGAAGUGGUGACGCUGAACUGGUUGGGCAAGCUGCUCGGACUACCUGAAGAAUUCCUCAACUGCUCCAAGGGCCCGGGCGGCGGAGUUAUUCAGGGAUCCGCAAGUGAAGCAACCUUAGUUGGAUUGCUUGUCGCUAAAGAAAAAACUGUCCGUAAAUUAUUGAAAAAUAAUCCAAGCCUUGACGAAGGUGUCAUUAAAUCUAAGCUGAUUGCGUACACUUCAGACCAAUGUAAUUCAUCAGUAGAAAAGGCAGGAUUACUUGGGUCUAUGAAAAUGAGAUUAUUGAAAGCUGACGCAGACGGACGACUUCGCGGCGAAACAUUGAAAGCUGCAUUAGAAGACGACAGAGCCCGGGGUUUAAUACCUUGCUAUGUGGUCGCAAACCUCGGCACCACGGGCACUUGCGCCUUCGAUCCAUUAUAUGAAUUAGGUCCAAUAUGUAAUGAAGCUGAUGUAUGGCUUCACGUCGACGCCGCCUACGCCGGCACUGCCUUCAUCUGCCCAGAGUACCGACAUCUCAUGAGAGGGGUAGAGUACGCUGAUUCCUUUGAUGUUAACGCUCACAAAUGGAUGCAAGUACAUUUUGACUGUUCGGCUAUGUGGGUGAAAAAUGGUUACGAUCUUAUCAAUACCUUCGACGUCCAGCGCAUCUACUUGGACGAUGUCAAAACAGAUAUCAAAAUACCAGAUUACAGACACUGGCAAAUGCCAUUGGGCCGUAGAUUCAGGGCUUUAAAGUUAUGGACUGUUUUAAGGAUAAAUGGUGCUGAGGGAAUACGGAGUCACAUUCGUAACCAAAUCAACCUCGCCCAGUACUUUGCUAAAUUGGUCCAAAACGACGAUCGAUUUAUCGUUGAGCCUGAGCCAUCGAUGGGUCUCGUUUGUUUCAGAUUAAAGGAUGGUGAUGUCAUCACUAAGAGAUUACUGGAAAAUCUUACAGAGAAAAAGCAGAUCUAUAUGGUAGCCGCCACAUAUCGAGGCAGAUAUAUCAUUCGGUUUGUAAUCUGUUCACGCCUAACAACAACAGAGGACGUCGAGUUUAGUUUUAGUAAGAUAAAAGAAGAAGCUGAUCAGAUUUGUAAACAUAAUGUGCACACAAAAACUCAAAUAUCUGCAAUUAAUCUUGAAGAGACAGUAAGUGUGUGCGAGAAAUCAAAGUAAUUUGUAGUAUUAUUUUAUUAGAUAGUAAAAAAAUGUUUGCAAUGUAGGUACUUACUUAUUAAUUAUUAAUAUCAUAAUUUAAUUUAAAUUAUGGGUACACCAUUAAAUAGCAGUACCUUUGGAAAGGCGGAAUAUCCUAUGUAGUUCAGAAAUGAAUUUCAAGGUUUAUUAAAUUACCCCAUAGUAAGUUCGAGACAACACUACAUUUUAAAUUUAAUACUACAUACUAAACUUGAAAAUUAUUUUUCAAGUUUAGGUUCAAUCCAUGGAACUAGUACUUAGGUACUCAUACGACAAAUAUAUUAUUUUCAUACUAUUUGUCGCUAUCACAGGGCUCAAGCUAUGUCGUAAUGAUCCAUACCAAAGUGCGCGGGGCCCAUCUAAUCUAUGGUCCAUACAAGUUUAGCCGAGAGCUGUUUACAAACUGUACCUACCUACUUUUUUGUUAUAUGGAUACCUAACAGCUAAACGAAAAAAUAAAUACAAACAUUAUACCAACUUAUUUAUUUUCAACCAGUCUCCUUAAAUUAUACUUAAAAAAUCAUUUUACCUUUAUUACUAGACUAACAAUUUUAUACGCAAGUGCACGUUUUGCUAACACAAAGUCCAUAAGAGUAUCCUUUGGGCAAACAGUGUUCUUGGCACAUAAAAUCCUCAAUGGGUUCUUCAUCCUGGUUGUCACACGCCACACGAUGGAUUCCCUGUGAUGGAAUUUCUGGAAUUCGAUACAAGUAUACUUUAAUUUUUACUUAAUGUGAUGCUAUCACCCUGCCUGUUCUAUAGGUUGACAUUAAGGUCAAUAUAUAAAAAAAUAACGAUGCGUAUAAUGUGAUUUAGGUAGGUUGGGUACUUCACACUUUUGCCGUUAGUCAACGACGACUCACAAAAGAAGUGUCUGUGAGAAGACUUGGCGUAGGUAGGUAUGUCCGAAAUUUAUUAUUCCUACUUAGUAAUAAACUAGGUACCUAAA